Glycine soja is the source of this 1899-nucleotide messenger RNA. RefSeq names its product transcription termination factor MTERF2, chloroplastic. The transcript has 5 exons. The record is from RefSeq and is a predicted model, not a curated record. Lineage: Eukaryota; Viridiplantae; Streptophyta; Magnoliopsida; Fabales; Fabaceae. The coding region runs from base 13 to 1764 and encodes 583 amino acids. Gene Ontology annotation, biological process: regulation of DNA-templated transcription. Gene Ontology annotation, molecular function: double-stranded DNA binding.
UGUAAUGUGAAGAUGUUGGUUAAAAUUCACACAAAUUGGUUUGCCCCAUUUGCGUUCCCAGUCCGACUGGCACACAAGAUUGAGGGUUGUUUUGAGUUGAGUAAGUACGUGUUAUUCACGCGUCCUCCCAUAUCUUCAUCAUUUGAAGUGGAUAACGAUAAAGCAAGAAAAAGAAGAUCAAGUUGGCGUUGUGGUUGUGGUUCGGAGGAAGCUCGUAGGGCCGUUUCAAGUUACCUUGGAGAAUUGGGGGUGUCGGAGGAGGAUUCGGUGUGGAUCUCGUCAAAGUCACCGGAGUACGUGAAGAUGUUGGUGGAAGGUGUGAGGGAUUUGGAGCAGUGGCAAAUUGCGCUUGCUGGGUUGAGCUUCAAGGACAAGAUUCUUCAUAUCGCCGCUCAAAAAGGGGACAAGGGCAAAGUUGCCUACUUAGAGAGUCUGGGCUUUACUCUCUCUUCCUCCAUGAACAUUGCCAGAUAUCUCCCCUCUGACACUCACACUCUUCCAUCUCUCAUGCACAAGGUUACUCGUAUCAAGCAACUCUUGUUCUUUUCUCCCACUCCCGACCAUCACUUGCUUAUCAAAAGCAUUCGCCUCAUGAUGCGCCACCUCUCCAUUUCAAUUGAUGAAGACCUUCAACACACUCUGUCCUUUUUCGAAAAGCUCCAAGCAAAGCCUGGUGGUCUUGGCAUUUUGGCUUACAAGAAUGCCGCUUUCCGUUCCUUAAUCGAAUCAUUUCCUCGUCUACUUCAGUUAUCAGUGGACAACCACUUCACACCCAUACUCCAUUUUCUCCACAAUUUUGGAAUCCCCACAUUUCGCAUCUCAAACAUAAUACUGGCUUUUCCUCCUCUUCUCUUCUGGGAUCUUCAACUCCUUCAAACUAGACUCCUCGUCUUCAAGGAGAUUGACCUGCCUGAUAAAGAUUAUGCUAAGCUGUUGCUAAAAUAUCCUUGGCUUCUAUCUACAAGUAUUCAAGAAAACUAUACGGAGCUCCUUGCCUUUUCAUAUUCUAUCAAGGUUCCAAAGACACAGAUAGACCGUGCAAUUGAAAGCCACCCUCAUCUAUUGAGUUGUUCAACUAGCAAGCUGAAGUCAAUGGUGGAUCAGUUUGCUGAACUAGGAGUUCGAAACAAAAAGUUAAAUCAGGUUAUUGCUAAAAGUCCUCAACUACUAUUGCGGAAGCCCAAAGACUUUCUACAGAUUGUUCUAUUGUUUGAAAAUAUGGGUUUUGAUAAAGAAACCAUCGGAAGAAUACUUGCUCGCUGCCCUGAAAUUUUUGCUGCCAGUAUUAAUAAAACUCUACAAAGGAAGAUUGAGUUCCUUGGUAGAGUUGGUGUUUCUAAAACUUUCCUUCCUGGGGUUAUCAGAAAGUAUCCAGAAUUACUUGUUUCUGACAUUGACAAAACUUUGCUACAAAGGAUAAUGUACUUGAUGAAGUUAGGUCUUUCAGAGAAAGACAUUGCAUAUAUGGUACGUACAUUUUCUCCUCUCCUUGGGUAUAGUAUAGAGGGGGUUCUUAGGCCAAAAAUAGAAUUCCUUGUGAACUCAAUGGAGAGGCCAGUAAGAGAUGUGGUGGAUUACCCUAGGUAUUUUAGCUAUUCACUAGAGAAGAAGAUAAAGCCAAGAUAUUGGGUGUUGAAAGGAAGGGAUAUCAAAUGCAGCUUAAAGGAUAUGCUGGGAAAAAACGAUGAAGAAUUUGCUGCUGAGUUUAUGGGUAUUGGAAGGAUGCUCGUCUAUCCUCCUGUGUCGUCUAAUGAUAGCCAGUAAAUAUAAUAAUAGUGUUGUAUUUUACGGUGUCAUCUCCCUUGUAGAAAUUCAGCUUAUCACCGCAGAUUCUUCCGUCUCUUGUAGUCAUUUUCAAAAAAGUGGGCACCAGAUGAAAUAUUAAUAUAAUUAGUCAAA